Molecule: messenger RNA, 3149 nt
Organism: Salvelinus namaycush (lake trout)
Lineage: Eukaryota; Metazoa; Chordata; Actinopteri; Salmoniformes; Salmonidae
Product: laminin subunit gamma-2-like
Exons: 18
Coding region: 1-2820 (939 amino acids)
Molecular function (GO): extracellular matrix structural constituent
Source: RefSeq, a predicted model, not a curated record
AUGAGACUCCCACGAACACCAUCGGUUUUGCUAAAACCCCCACAAGCAUCUUGGGACUCGUGUGAAGUCGACUCUUACCUGGGCAACCAGGAGCUGAGCUACGGUCAGAACAUAUCCUUCUCCCUGAGGCUGGACCGAGGGGUUCGCCACCCGUCCACGGCUGAUGUGGUGCUGGAGGGAUCUGGGCUGAGAGUGGCAGCUUCCCUGGGAGACCUGAGGACCAUCGUCCCCUGUGGACAGAAGAUCACCUACACAUUCAGACUGGAUGAGCAACAGAGCAGUAAAUGGAGGCCCCUCCUGUCAUCUUUCCAGUUUCAAAAACUCCUCCAGAAUCUGACUGCCAUCAAAAUCCGUGGGACAUUUGGGGAAAAUGGGCGCGGUUACCUUGACAAUGUACAUAUGGAGUCUGCCCGUCAGGGGGCCGGUACCCCUGCUGCCUGGGUCCAGAACUGUAGCUGCCCAGUGGGAUACGAGGGCCAGUUCUGUGAGAGGUGUGCUUUAGGGUAUAAGAGAAGUUCUCCAAGCAAAGGCCCAUACAGCUCCUGUGAGCCCUGCAGCUGUAGAGGAGGAAGCUGUGACUCUGAAACAGGAGAUUGCUACUCUGCAGAUGAGACCCCUGGUCGCCAGACCUGCCAGCUGGGGUAUUAUAAUGACCCUGCCCAGCCACGGUCCUGUCUGAAAUGUCCCUGUCCCAAUGGAGCUGCCUGCUCUGUGAGCCCAGGAACCGUGAAGAUCAAGUGUGACCUCUGUCCACCUGGCACCACUGGCUCACGUUGCGACACCUGCCAGGAUGGUUUCUAUGGCAAUCCCUUGGGGGGAAAUGGUGUCCAGAGGCCUUGUCGGCGCUGCCAGUGCAACGGUGUCAGUAGCUGUGACCCGCAGACAGGGGAGUGCCUGAAAUGUCUGAAUCAUACCGCUGGCUUCUUCUGUGAGAGCUGUCUGGAUGGAUAUCACCACAGCAUGCCAUCAGAGGCAUGCAAACCUUGUGGCUGCAAUUCCCAGGGUUCUCUGUACAACAAAUGCAGUGACCAGGGCCAGUGUUCAUGCAGAGAAGGCUUUGAGGGUCUGAAGUGCCAGCGUUCUGCGUGUCCCUCCUGCUUCAACCCUGUCAAGACCAAGAUGGAGGGGUACACUCGUAAACUGCGGGAGAUAGAAACUCUGUUUACGGGUACAGAGAGUGGCAGUCUACCAGUGAACGACGCCCAGAUGGAGAGAGCCAUCAGAGCAGCAGAGGACAUAGUCACAGACCUGCAGAGAAAUGCACAGACACUCUCUGAAUCAGAGAAAGACUUACAGGCCCGGCUCUCAGACAUCAGUACAACCCAGCUGAGUGAAGGCAGAGACAUCCAGGUGAUCUCCAACACCAUCAACAACAUAAAGCUGCAGGACCAGAGGUACCAACGACAGGUCUCUGAUAUCCAGACACUCAUUCAUGAUGUGCGGCGCAAACUAGAAGAGGCAAGACUCAACAUCAAACAAGCUGAAUUCCCUUUAAGUGAUGCAGAAGUGGACACAGACAGCCUCUCUACUCUGGUUCAGAGAGCAACAGGCCUGGCUGACAAACAUCAGAGCAAAGCGGGGACAGUGGAGAAGACAGCAAACAGUGCUCUUGCAGAGUCAGAGAAGUCCCUGGCACUCAUGAGAACUGUCAUGACAAGGGAAAACAAGAUCAGAGAGCUUAUCAGUGAUCUCAAAACCAAGUAUGAUAAGAACUCAGCCCAGGUGAAGGCCAUGGAGAGCCUGGCCACUCGCCUAAGCAGCUCUGCCCAAGAUGAGAGCAGGAUGGCGGCUGACACCCUGGAGCAGAUAGCCUCCCUGGAGCUGAACAUCCCUGGUCCUCUCAAGGACAUUGACAGUGUGGCAGCUAAAUUGGAUGGCCUGAGUGAACGGGUAGAGGAAAACCUCACAGAGUACCAGGCGCUACAAGAGGAGACCCAGGAGGACAAGGCUGCAGUAGAGGACCUCCUGGCCCUGGGGAAGGCAGCUCAACAGGAAUAUGACCAGCUCCUUGCUAGAGCGAAUGCAGCGAAGGCUGACACAGAACUGGCCCUGAAGGCUAUCACAGACAACAUUGAUGGGGUGGAUGAUGCGCUGGAGAUGCUCAGAGGGUUUGACGGCCAGAUCAGCAAGAACAAGGCUUUGGCGGACGAGGCCAUAAAGAGACUCCCUGGCAUAAAUGCCACCAUUCAGCAAGCUGUUGGCAACAACUCAGAGACCUUAUUCAUCAUAGGCAGUGUGUCUGAUGACUACAAUGAUGCACUGGGCACAUUCAGCAGGCUGGAAGAUGUGGUCUCUCGACUGGAGGGAAUGUCCGGCUCUUUACCAGUAGCUCCCGCUGAUCUACUGAAGGACGCCACCAAGCUGAAAGGGGACGUGCAGGACCUGAAGAACCAGGCAGUAGCCACUGUUUCCAAAGUGGCGGCAGAGAGGGCCAAUGCUGAGGGACAGAGAGACAGAGCUGCAGAGGCUUUAAUGGGAGGAACGGGUGCCUACAUCAACGCCAAGCACACUAGAGAUGCAGUGGGAGAAACACUCCUGGUCAUCAAUAACCUCCUGAGCAUGAUCGGUAAGCCAGGCAGUGUGGACGAGGAGAGGCUGGGUGAGUUGGAGCAGUCCAUCUCCAGUGCCCGUGGCCAGGUCAACCAGCAGCUCCGGCCUCGGCUUCAGGACCUGGAGGAGAAGGAGGCCGGCCAGAGGGCCAGGUUGUCAGGCCUCAACCUAGAUAUUGAUAUGAUCCUGGACGACAUCAGGAACCUGGAGGACAUCCACGCCAACAUCCCUAAGGGCUGCUUCAACACCCCACCUAUUGAGAAACCUUAAUCCCCCUAUUCAAAGAUCUAAUGUUCCACCCCAAAUGGCACCCUAUUUCCUCUAUAGUGCAUAAGGGCCCAAAGGGCUCUGGUCAAAAAGUAGUGCACUAUAUAGGGAGCAGGGCUCCAUUUGGGGUGCCAUUUGGGAUGCCUAAGUGUUUGGAAAAUAAUUCUGAAUGUGUUAUGGUAUUACGUGUGAGAAAAAUGUGUGUUAAACUAAAUGUAUUUAUAACUGUCUGCAAAAAAAAAUUCUGUGAAGUUUUAGACUCCAGAGAAGCAAUAUUUUCAGUGAUCUAGUAAGUGUUGAAAACAAUGUAUUUUCUGUUGUAUUCUGUAAAA